AUGAAACCAUUUGACAAAUCCUUGUCAUCUCGCAGCAAGUCAACGUAUCCUAAGAAAGUGGCACCACCUCCACCAUCCCAAAUAGCGACACCAAGCAAGAAGCGACAUCGAGACCUGCGGAGACCUGCGUGUCGUUAUCGGCCAGGAACACGAGCACUCAUGGAGAUAAGAAAAUAUCAAAAGUCAACCGAUCUGUUAAUAAGAAAAGCCCACUUCUCCAGACUGGUGAGAGAAGUCUGCAUGGAGUUUACUCGUGGUGUGCCAUACAUGUGGCAAAGUAUGGCAAUCAUGGCAUUACAAGAGGCAGCUGAAGCCUUUAUGGUGCGACUCUUUGAAGAUUCUUCCCUCUGCUGUUUGCACGCCAAAAGUGUCACCCUCUUUGUUCAAGACAUGCAGUUCUCUCAGCGGAUUCGAGGGUCGCACCAUGGACGUUAUAAAAUACUGAUAGUCCAAGUAGGAGUAUAG
Messenger RNA from Nanorana parkeri, 465 nucleotides. Its product is annotated as histone H3-like centromeric protein A. Bases 1 to 465 code for a protein of 154 amino acids. The record is from RefSeq and is a predicted model, not a curated record. Gene Ontology annotation, molecular function: structural constituent of chromatin; DNA binding; protein heterodimerization activity. NCBI's taxonomy places the organism in Eukaryota, Metazoa, Chordata, Amphibia, Anura, Dicroglossidae. Gene Ontology annotation, cellular component: nucleosome. The transcript has a single exon.